AUGGCAUUCCCAUCCGCCCCUAACUUCGGUGGAGUUGAGGGUGCAGGAGAGGAUUCCCGGAAACGCCGUUACCCUUUCGGACCUAUUCCGUCUCUACUUUCCAACACUGUUUUCAGCUCCCAGUCACCAAUGGGCUCUCCCUACAUCGGAUCCAAUGCCGCGCGCCCAGGAAUUUCUCGCAGCAACUCGCUCCCUGCACAUAUCACUCGUCCUCCGCCGGCCGGAAACGCGGUGCAGUUCGCGCGUGGUGCUGCUCGUCUAGCCGACCCGAACAAUCCCGUGGUUCCAGACACAGCUCCCCAAGUCCCGGAACCCACAAUGUCACGUACCGCUGCUGUUGUCAUGCUCUUACUGUCCACCGCUUUGGUUGCUGUUUGCGCUGAAUUCCUGGUUGAUGCUAUUCCCGAAAUGAUUAAAAGCUCAAACGUUAGCGAAGCUUUCAUUGGUCUCAUCAUCCUACCCAUCGUUGGCAAUGCAGCUGAGCAUGUUACUGCCGUUAGUGUCGCCACUAAGAACAAGAUGGAUCUAUCGAUCGGUGUGUCUGUUGGCAGUAGUAUUCAAAUUGCUAUUUUCGUCACACCACUGGUCGUGAUCUUGGGCUGGUGUAUGGACAAGGACAUGUCUCUCUACUUUACGCUAUUCGAGACCAUUUGUCUCUUUGUGACCACCUUCGUUGUCAACUUCCUCGUCUUGGACGGACGAAGCAACUAUCUAGAGGGCGUCCUCUUGAUUGCGGCCUAUAUCAUCAUUGCUCUAUCUGCCUACUUCUACCCGCGAAAUGACCAAUCAAGUGUUAUCGCCGGCUCAGGGGGAUAG
Molecule: messenger RNA, 816 nt
Organism: Penicillium coprophilum
Lineage: Eukaryota; Fungi; Ascomycota; Eurotiomycetes; Eurotiales; Aspergillaceae
Exons: 3
Coding region: 1-816 (271 amino acids)
Biological process (GO): intracellular calcium ion homeostasis; calcium ion transmembrane transport
Cellular component (GO): fungal-type vacuole membrane
Molecular function (GO): calcium:proton antiporter activity
Source: RefSeq, a predicted model, not a curated record